GUCUGUGCUUUUUAGCAUCUUCUUCCUUUUCAAGCGGCGUCACUCCGCUCUCUCGCUCUUCCUCUUUCCUUGUCGACGCGACGCAAGCCAAGCGAGCUUCUUCCUUCAUGCAGCUCUCGCUCGCUCUGUGUCGCGCGGCCUCAUCAGCUCAACCUCAUCGCAUGACGACGAGCCCGCGCGCUCCUCUGCGGCGACCCUCUCUCCUCCACGCCUCCAGGUAAACUGAUCUUGACCCGGCGGGGCUUCGGGCCCCCCUCCUCCGGCUCCCUCGUGGUCUCCGAUCAUCGCGUCGCGCGCCGCUUCGUCUUUUGUUUCGGGCGUUUGCCGAGUCGGAACGGAGUGAUCGAGCUCUCGCUUUGAGUGGGGGCUGGGAGGAGUUCUCCGUGCUGCUGAGUCGCGUGUUGGGAGAUUCGUUUUGGUCUUUCUAGUAUGGGUGUUGCGGUAUUCUUUUUCGGUUUAGAGGAUGGUGCCAUGGGCUUUCCCGAUUGCGUGGAGAGGGUUCUGUGUGUUCCGCUGAAUUUGUGCAGCGCGUGGUAAUCUCAUGAUUGUGUUGCUUGCAAUUUAUUCCCGGCUGCUUCCAGAAGUUCGAACUUGACGUAGCGGGUUAAAAGAAGUUGUGGUUAGAAUUAUGAAUCCUUGGUACGUGUAUAAUUUCUGUAUAGACGUUCUUAAUAUUGUUAUCUUGAAAAUUAGAACCGAUCAUGGUGCCACUGUGCCAGCACACAUGUAGAGUACGUGUUCUUCUAAGCAGAGUCUAACAUGGGUCUGUUUCUCUUUGAAGUUUGAUUGGCGGCUUGGCCUAUUUGAAUGAGCCUAGUCAAUACCUUCUCCUGAUCCUGGUGUGCGCUCCUCUAGUGUUUCUACUUUCCGAUGGCUUUGUUCUCCGCUGUAGUUUCAUGACCUAUUUCCAUCGCACCAUGAUGUUUCUGGGGCCCGCUUUCAGAUUUUCGUAACUCUUAAUCUGGUUUCUGUACUUACUACUUAAUAUCUAAGUUUGAGCGGCGGUUGCAGUUUAGUUGUAUUGUGUCUUUCUUCUAGUUCGGCUAUCGUUUUUAGGUCCAAUUUCUUGUAGCUAUUUGUCUCCCUACCGUAAUAACCUUCUUUCAUUUUGCUGGCUCUUCUGCUGAGAUAAUAUUAAAAAGCUCUUGCUAUUUCUGGCAAAAUUCAUUAAAAUCACCUUAACUGUUGCUCUUCCAUUUUCAAAUAUAUUGAUAGGGGUAGGGCGACUUAAUUUUGCCACUUCGCGCGCUUUCAUGUUGUGUUUGACAUGUUCGCCUCCUGGUUGGAGGGGUGUACCGCUCCUAGAACAGGAUAGAAGAUUUAUAUAAAAUUAGGCCCUUCAGUCGCCCCAUGCAGUUAUCGGUCUAUCGAUGUGAUUGCCUCUCUUGUGAGGCUCCUCAUUCUUGAGUACGAAUAGUGCCUCUUGUUCUUCAAGACAAGGAGGCUUUUCCAAGUAUCGAUUACUGGAAAAAAUAAAUCAACAUCAUAAUGGAUUUGUCUGUUAAACGUCAGAGCUGGUUAGGCCACUUCUACCGAACGCUAUGCCAAGAAGGGGAUGGGACUGUGAAGCAGGAUUUUGAUCAUAUCGAAAAGCAAGUAGAAGCUGUUGGUGAGAAAAUGAAGAGUUUUUGCUCUAAAAUCUUCCGUGAUGUGCAACCUCCUGAAAGAGAUGUCAUGAGAUUCGACCCUCAAUUGGAUUCAGAAGGAGAUUCUUCCACCGGUGGCAGUGCUGAUUUAUUGAGAAGUGUUGAAAAUGAGCCUGGGAAGAGUAUCCCAAACCAAUCGCAGGUGGCCUGCCCCUUAGAGAAUUAUAUGGGUCAUGAAUUGAGCGAAACUGAUCCUUUUAUAUUUGACCCCCAGUUGGAUCCUCAGAGAAGUAUGCCAGUGGUAGAAAGUAAUGAUGAACAUGUCCAGAUGAUCACAGACCAAUUGCAGGUGACCUGCCAUUUGGACCCUUUUCAGGAACCAGUUGAACCUCAAACUUCUAAUCGCUCUUCUCAGAAUUCGAUUGAGGUGCCAGCAUCUUUCUUAGAUGUGGGGCUGCCGGAUGAACCCAAUUCUUUUGAUAGUAUAAAGAACCAAGGACGUACAAUGGACGAUCCUAGUCAGGAACCUGAACAAAGUGAACCUCAAACUUCUAAUAUCUCCUCUGAGAAUUUGUUUGGGAUGCCGGAGUUUUCCUCAGAUUUGGGACUACUCGACAACCUAACUGCGCUUGAUAGUGUGAACAGCCAACUGGCGCAUACAUUCAACGACCCUAGUCAGGAGCCAACUAGACCUCCAACUUUUGAUCCCUCUUCUCCAAAUUUGUUUGAGGUGCCAGAGUCUUCUUCAGAAUUGGAAUUGCUGGACUUAAUCUUUCCUUUUGAUAGUGUGAAGAACCUACCAGGACAUUUAUUUGACGACUCUAGUCGGGAAAAAAGUGAGUCUCAAACUCGUAAUCCCUCUUCUAAGAAUUCGUUUGAGGUGCCAGGGUCCUCAGAUAUGGUACUACUGGAUGAACCAACUGCUUUCGGAGGUGUGAAGAACCAACAAAGACAUAUAUUCAACUCCCCAAGGGCUCCAGUUUCUGCGCAUUUGCUCGAGGGUGGAUGGUCAAAAUCAUCUUUGGGGUGUGCAGAUGGUGCCUUGACAGAGGAAAAGGCUGCCAAGUUUUGGAAGGAAAAUGCCGUGCAGGGGGAGUCAUCUGCACCUGAGGUGUACUCAAUCUCUUCUGUCGAAAAGGAUUUAUGUGAAGCUGAUUUUCUGUCCAUUCAUCUCCCUAGCGACGACAAUGCAAACACUGCAAAUUUAGCCCCAAACAAGCUUUCAUCUGCAAAUUCAGUUCAUGCUGAGGAGGACCUUGUCCCUUCUGACAACUUCACAGUUGAAACUGUAUGUGGCAUUGGUGCUUCAAAUACGAUCGCUUCAUCUGAUAUGUCUUCACCAGUUGCAUCUCAUGAGGAAGAGGCAAAGAAAAUGGAUCUUGAAAGCUUAAGCAAUCCAGUGGAAGUUGAAUCUUAUAAGUCGGAAAUCUUGCCUGAAGUUUCCUUUCAGGGGGGGAGCUUUUGUGAUGAUGAAGUUGGUAUUGUGAGUUGUAUACCUCAUAGUUCCAGCUUUACCCCAUUUGCCCUAUCAGGUGGAGGCGUGGAAAAUGCCUCUGGGUCUAGUGACGCUACUUCUUUGACUGAAGCCUACAGAAAAGAGCACAUUCAGUUCGACGAGUCUGCUGAAUUUUAUGAUCUCUCGUUCUCUUCAGACAAGGACGAGAAGGUGAAGCUUGGGGAGAGUUGUGUUGCUUUAGAUUCUCGUGAGCUAUAUGCUCUGUCUCUUAGGAUCCAACAGAUUAGGCCAUUCAAGAAAAAGAUCAUGGAUACCUUUGCUCCAGGACGAAGGACAGUAAAGGAAUAUGAACAGCUUGGGAUAUGGUAUGAAGACAGUCAAAUUGAGAGCAAGUUUAAUCAAGAAAUAGAACAUACUACUUCACCAUCUGCAAUCUCAGCCUUUUCAGACCGUCAAAGUUCGCAAGAACAUCAAAUUGACUCUGAUUGGGAACUAUUGUAGGUCAUACCGAUGCUUCCUUAGGUACACUGCAUUAGAAAGGUAAACCUGGCUUUUUUUACCAUAGGCAUGAAUUAAUUGAGGAUGAUCCACUGUGAUAUCAAUAAGAAUGAUUGUCAGGAGGUUUUGUCGAGAUAUGGAGAUGAAAGUAAAAUGUAGUCUGAAAGAAGAUGGUUUCCUAUAGAAAAUGAUAUACUCGUAAGCAGAUAUCUUUUGUUUUUCCUAUGGCUACAUAUAACGUUUUUGCACCCAAGUUGUACUUGUUUUCGUCAGGAAUUUCCCUGGACUUUGUUAUACUUGGAGCUAUACAAUGGUUCGAUGAUCUUUUAACAAGUACGCGUCCAAAAUUUCAUUCCAUGCAUCAGGGAGUCCUGGUAAACACCAGUGGAUGCAAUCACCAAACGUUUGGGGUCAGAUCUCUGCUCCUUUGUUAAGAGCUUGCCCCUUCUGCUCCAUAAAAACCGAUGUGUGAGCAUCUUUUCUGAACUCCGACAUCUGAGUUGUCUUCAACAAUGUUACAUUGAUCUUUAGCUGUUGAAGGGCAUGAUGUACUAUUUUAUGAUCUCAAUGUUUAAUCCGCUGCCCCAGUAUGGACCCUGGAUGGGGUAUGAUUCACUGAA
This is a messenger RNA of Syzygium oleosum, 4160 nucleotides long. RefSeq lists its product as uncharacterized. The transcript has 6 exons. The coding region runs from base 1489 to 3543 and encodes 684 amino acids. Lineage: Eukaryota; Viridiplantae; Streptophyta; Magnoliopsida; Myrtales; Myrtaceae. The record is from RefSeq and is a predicted model, not a curated record.